Molecule: messenger RNA, 666 nt
Organism: Schistocerca americana (American grasshopper)
Lineage: Eukaryota; Metazoa; Arthropoda; Insecta; Orthoptera; Acrididae
Product: cuticle protein 18.6-like
Exons: 2
Coding region: 29-607 (192 amino acids)
Cellular component (GO): extracellular matrix
Source: RefSeq, a predicted model, not a curated record
CGUAGCAGCAAACAGCAACAGCAACAGCAUGGCGUGCAAGUUGAUCAUUCUGUCCGCGGUGGCGGCCAUCGCAUGCGCCGGCUACUUGGGCGCCCCCGCCGUCUACGCUCCCGGUGCACCUCUGGCUGCCCGAGGAUACGCCGCCCCCGCCUACGCCGCCCCCAUCGCCCGCUACGCCGCCCCCGUCGCCAGGGCCUACGCCCCAGCUGUCGCUGCUGCCCCCGCCGCCGUCGAGUACGACCCGCACCCACAGUACAGCUUCGCGUACAACGUGCAGGACGCCCACACUGGAGACUCGAAAGCCCAGCACGAGAGUCGCAGCGGAGACGUCGUCCAGGGCAGCUACAGCCUGGCCGAACCCGAUGGCUCCAUCCGCGUUGUCGACUACACGGCUGACCCCGUCAACGGCUUCAACGCCGUCGUGCACAAGGAGGCCGGCGCCCACCCCGCCGUAGCCGCCCCCGUGGCCGUCGCCCACGCCCCCGUGGCCGUCGCCGCUCCCGCCAGGGCUUACGCCGCUCCCAUCGCCAGGGCAGCCUACGCCGCCCCCCUCGCUAGGGCCGCCUAUGCCCCCGCCCUGGCCUACGGCGGUGCUUACCAUGGUUAACGACUGACAUGGACCAACCAACCUCUCAUUCUCAUUUUGUACAAAUUUUGUAUCCACUA